AUGCCCGUGAACCGUGUUGCUGAAAAUGUACUGGGUACAAUCGGAACCGUUUGUUGGUGCGGCCAGCUGCUGCCACAAAUAUGGAAAUCAUACCGUACAAAGUCCACAGAGGGCCUCUCACACUGGCUACCGCUUGUAUGGGCACUUUCGGCCGUCCCAUUAGGAGUAUAUGUCAUCGUGCAAGACCUGAACAUACCUUUAAUACUGCAGCCUCAGUUGUUCACGACCUUUGCAUUGAUCUCGUGGGUACAGUGUCUUUACUACGAUAAUGGUCGAUCUUUUCGGUUCUGUGUGGCCGUUCUCCUCGGCAUUAUGGUCACAGAAGCCGCCCUCGAGACAGGCUUCGUCUACGCCUUACGGCCUGCUUACCGCGAGGGCAAAGAAUCCGCAAAACGAGGGGUACAAUUCUUCGGAAUCCUGAGCUCAGUCAUGAUCUCACUCGCUUUAUUCCCACAAUACUACGAGAUUUACAAACAUAAAGCCGUCGUCGGUAUAUCCGUUACGUUCAUGAUCGUCGACCUACUCGGGGGUGUAUUUUCCGAUCUGUCCCUCGCAUUCAAGGAAGACUUUGAUGUCAUCGCUAGCAUAACUUAUUCACUUGUCGUAUUUUUCGACGCCAUAGUCAUCAUUGCCGCCUUCAUUCUGAACCCACGCGCACGUCGUCGCGAACGUGAGCGUCAAAGAGCACUCGCUGCCUCUAACGGGGUCCCCGAGUCGUCACCCGCCACUGGUACCGACACAUCCAAUGCACCAAAUUCUUAUACAAACACUAUCGAGACCAGUGCGGCGAAUACCGUCGCAGCUGCCGAUGAGAGCCGUCCUGCUGUGGGUGAGACCGAGGAAAAGGAUAGGGAGAGAGGGCUUCAACAGCAAUUUCUUGUCCAGCACCCUUAUGCAUAG
Messenger RNA from Stereum hirsutum FP-91666 SS1, 900 nucleotides. RefSeq lists its product as uncharacterized. The transcript is spliced from 8 exons. Bases 1 to 900 code for a protein of 299 amino acids. NCBI's taxonomy places the organism in Eukaryota, Fungi, Basidiomycota, Agaricomycetes, Russulales, Stereaceae. The record is from RefSeq and is a predicted model, not a curated record.